Penicillium pulvis is the source of this 1002-nucleotide messenger RNA. RefSeq names its product Mov34/MPN/PAD-1 family protein. The record is from RefSeq and is a predicted model, not a curated record. The coding region runs from base 1 to 1002 and encodes 333 amino acids. Lineage: Eukaryota; Fungi; Ascomycota; Eurotiomycetes; Eurotiales; Aspergillaceae. The transcript is spliced from 2 exons. Gene Ontology annotation, molecular function: metallopeptidase activity; protein binding; deNEDDylase activity. Gene Ontology annotation, cellular component: cytoplasm; COP9 signalosome. Gene Ontology annotation, biological process: protein deneddylation.
AUGCAGGCUGCACAGCAGUCCUGGGAGCUCGACAACUCAAUCAGUGUUUUCGACCCCCAACGCGAUGCGCUAUACCAAUACGACGCAGAAACACAAAAGAAACUGAACGAUGAACGACCGUGGGCCAAAGACCCCUAUUAUUUCAAAUAUGUCCGAAUCUCCGCAACAGCACUAUUGAAAAUGGUGAUGCAUGCGCGCUCAGGUGGAUCCCUUGAAGUGAUGGGUCUAAUGCAAGGCUACAUCCUCCCAGAAACCUUCGUGGUGACAGAUGCAUUCAGACUCCCCGUUGAAGGUACAGAGACCCGCGUGAACGCACAAGACGAAGCGAACGAAUACAUGGUUUCCUACCUGCAGUCAUGUCGAGAUGCGGGGCGAGUGGAUAACGCCGUUGGCUGGUACCACAGUCACCCGGGGUACGGGUGCUGGCUAUCGGGUAUUGAUGUGGCGACGCAACAGACGCAGCAAAUGUCCGGGCCGUUUGUGGCUGUUGUUAUUGAUCCCGACCGGACGAUCUCGGCGGGUAAGGUGGAGAUUGGGUCCUUCAGGACAUUCCCUCUGGAUUUCACGCCUGCUAAGGAGGCUCAUGAGGAUGAUGAGUUUCAGACUAUUCCUGUUGGGAAGGCGGAGGAUUUUGGAACGCAUGCGAAUCGGUAUUAUUCGCUUGAGACAACUCAUUUCAAGAGUACGCUUGAUUCGGAUAUUCUAUCAUUGCUCUGGAACAAAUACUGGGUUUCUACGCUCAGCCAGAGUCCAUUGUUCGCUUCCCGGGACUAUGGUAGCAAGCAGAUGGUCGAUCUCAGCGAUAAGUUGCGCAAAGUUUCGAGGCAAAUCGAGAAUUCUGGUUCGCGUCCUGGUGGGUCUGCGGUCAAAGACCAACAGCUUGACAAGGUUGUACGAGGCGGCCAACGGAUUGUAUCAGAGGAGGUUAAGGGUCUUAUGGCAUCUGAGGUCAAGUUGAAGCUCUUCCGGGAUAUUGGGGAGCAGCCUAAACCAGCAGCCUAA